This is a messenger RNA of Dichomitus squalens LYAD-421 SS1, 596 nucleotides long. RefSeq lists its product as uncharacterized. NCBI's taxonomy places the organism in Eukaryota, Fungi, Basidiomycota, Agaricomycetes, Polyporales, Polyporaceae. The coding region runs from base 123 to 407 and encodes 94 amino acids. The record is from RefSeq and is a predicted model, not a curated record. The transcript has a single exon.
AGCUCAGUCUACGAAGCGUCUCGGGCUGCACAGUGGCACGCGUGCGCGAGGGCCCGCAUAAUACCCUGGACGUCCGCCCUGCUGGCGGAAAUGGAGGAUUUAGCAGCACCCUGAACCUAGUCAUGACGUCGAACACGCACGGACAGCCUGCCCUGCACACAAUGACUGUGACCAUCGGGGCGAGCGUGCGUUCUCGGGCAGCCGGCAGCCUGGCCUGGAGGACACCUUCCUUCCCUCAGACCACGUCAGAAUCUACCGUAAUGCCCGCCUUCCGGGCGAGCACCCCAAGACGAGCACCCACCACACACUGCGCCCUACCCGGGCUGAGGUGUGCCCACCCGCCUGCGCACUCGGGAGCGAACAGCACGACCGCGUGCGCGGCGAAGCCAAGUACUGGCACGGACUAGGUUACCCAAUAAGCGCGGGGCGCGUGCGAUCGGUAUGCCGGGGCGGAGCAGACGCUUCUGCCGCAUACUGUGCUGUUGGGGCGACGCUUCGCGCUGCGAAUCGACGCGCUGCGAACCGCGGGCAGGGUUCGUACGGCACUCGAUGCUUCGCGGGUGCGGCUAGUGCGGCGCUUCGCGCAGGAUAUGAAU